AUGGCGGCCGUCGCUCUCCUCCUCUCCUUCCUCUUGAUCCGCACACCGGAGUUUGCGUUUCUUGCGCGGGCGGAGGACGCCGAUCGCCCCCCCGACGCGAGGGUUCAAUCAAUGGCGGACGGCACGGUGGUGCCGGCGGAGCUCUGGUGCGUGGCGAAGAACAACGCCGACGACGGUCCGCUGCAGGCGGCUCUAGACUGGGCCUGCGGGCUGGGAGGAGCCGAUUGCCGGCCUAUCCAGCAAGGAGGCGCCUGCUUCGAGCCCAACGACAUCCAGUUCCACGCCUCCUACGCCUUCAACGACUACUACCUCCGUAAUGGCGUCUCCCAGCAGGCCUGCGACUUCGGCGGCACCGCGGCCCUCACCUCCCUCAACCCAAGUGAGCUCUGCCGUCGCCUCCGUUCAUCCCCUCUGAUUCCGCUGCCUCGCAUUAACGUUAACAUUUCCUUCUCCUUGUUUAUUUGCUAGGCAACACGAAUUGCCGGUUCUCUUCCAGGUAAACUCCUCUGCUUCCGCAAUCGCCGAGUCCAUCCAUCUGCAAUCUCCUCCGCUGAGAGAAUUUCUUCUUGCAGCUCCUCGACGAAGAACGGCAGCUUCACCGGGUCGGCGGCGGGGACGGCCGCCGGGCGAGGCCCCGCCGGUGCCGAUAUCAGCGGCGGGAGCAUUGGGGCCAGGUGGGCGCGCCCUCCGACGCUGGCUGUCCUCCUUGCGAUCUCCGCCGCCAUCGCCUAG
Spirodela intermedia is the source of this 732-nucleotide messenger RNA. The record is from the annotation of a GenBank genome assembly. NCBI's taxonomy places the organism in Eukaryota, Viridiplantae, Streptophyta, Magnoliopsida, Alismatales, Araceae.